AUGAUUCGGCCCACCAACACGGACGGCGUGAAUCCAGAUUCCAGUCGGCAUGUGCUCAUCGAGGACAGCUACUUCCAGACCGGGGACGAUGCAGUGGCCAUCAAGAGUGGAUGGGACUGCUUUGGGCGCGGGGCUCGGCACUGA
Molecule: messenger RNA, 144 nt
Organism: Symbiodinium sp. CCMP2456
Lineage: Eukaryota; Dinophyceae; Suessiales; Symbiodiniaceae
Source: the annotation of a GenBank genome assembly